ACAAUCAAAAUAGUUGCCAAUUAAUUUUCAUUGACUAAUCGUUUAAUCAACUAAUCAAUUCAGCUGUACUUGUAUAAUAAUAAAAAUAAUGUGAUCUAUAACAAAGCAUCAGAAAAUGGCAUGAAGAAAAGAAGUACAAGUACAAGUACCUCAAGUGUAUUUAAGUACAGUAGGCUACUUGAGUAAAUGUACUUAGUUACAUUCCACCUCUGCCUAUAUACUGACAUUAUUACUGCUAUUUAGUACUAAUAUAUCUCUGCUGUAUGGGCUGGUGUAUGAUGAUGAGGUCACUGUUCACUUCACAGGGGAUGCCUCGUCCCGUGACGUCACGGUGUCGCUCCUCUGGAGUGGUCUGGUGACGUCACGGUGCGCUCCUCUGAGCGGUGUGUUGAGCAGCAGAAAGGCAUCAGAGGAUGAGGAGGAGAUGAGCUGAACACACGCUGCUGCUGCACCACCGCUUCAUCUCGUCCUGCUCCAGCUGAAUAGAUUAAAUAUAGCUGAGUAUUUAUAGCCGAUCCUGGUUCAUCAGAGGACAGCAUCAUGCUCAGUCUGCAGCGCCCCCUACUGGCCGCCUGCCUCUACCUGCUGCUGCCCGGCGGACAGAGCAGGAUCUCCGGAUACAACAAGUACAACAACGGCUUCCACUACCAGGACAUCAGCAACGGAGACGGAAACGGAGAGAUCUAUUUCAACGGGGUUCGUCUCCUCGUGGAGUCCCCACAGGAGUCAGUGUCGGCCUCCAGGGGGAGCAGCGUCACCCUCCCGUGUCUCUACCACUACGAGCCUGAACCCACCACGCCACGCAGGACCCGGGUCAAGUGGUCCUGGCUGCCCGCCAACACCAUCGGUGCACCUGUUUCCCCAGAAGCCGUCGCCAGGGAGACCGAGGUCAUGGUCGCCAUGGGCAACCGUCACCGCAGCUACGGCAGCUUCCAGGGCCGCGUGCGUCUGCGACGCUCGGCACCGGGGGACAUGUCCCUGGUGAUCAAUGAGCUGCAGCUCAACGACACCGGCAGAUACCGAUGUGAGGUGAUCGAUGGCCUGGAGGACGAGAGUGUGACGGUGGACCUGGAGAUGCGGGGCGUGGUGUUCCCCUACUACUCUCAGAAAGGACGCUACCAUUUCAACUUCUUCGGGGCCCAACAAGCGUGCCUGGAUCAGGAGGCCACUCUGGCUACGUUCGAGCAGCUCUUCACGGCGUGGGAGGAGGGGCUGGACUGGUGUAACGCCGGCUGGUUGGCUGACGGCACGGUGCAGUACCCAAUCACAGUCUCACGUGACGGCUGCGGAGGCGUGGACUUAGCUCCUGGUCUGCGCAGCUACGGACAACGCCAUCGCCUCCUCUACCGCUAUGAUGCUUUCUGCUUCUCCGCCUCUGUCAAGGGGACCGUGUACUUCCUGAAGCACCAGACCAAGCUCAACUUCACAGAAGGGGUGCAGGCUUGUGCCAGCGAUGGGAGUCAAAUCGCCAAAGUGGGCCAGAUGUACGCCGCCUGGAGGCUGAUGGGAUUGGACCGCUGUGACGCCGGAUGGUUGGCUGAUGGGAGUGUCCGUUAUGCUAUCACGAAGGCCCGCGCUAACUGCGGCCCGCCAGAACCCGGGAUGAUUCAUUUCAGACUCAGAAAAAUCUUCAUAUUCAAAUGAUAUCACUGCUCUCCAACCAUACCUCAGUCCUUCAUCUACCCUGUAUUUAUUCAACACAAUAUUUCCAUUAUCUGUUGUCAGCAGUGCCCUCCAGGACAUUUAAACAAACAUUUAGACAUUCAAUCUUCACUAUAACCGCAAACUAUUGAGUUAAGUGCCUUGCUAAAGGGCACCUUGAUGGUUGAGGGAGUGGAGAGUGUUUCUCAUUAUUUUCCUGUCAGAUCUUUCCAGCUGGUCCACGAUUGUACUCUCACUAUCUGUAGGUUACUCUUUCUGUCUCUCUAACACUGUGAAAUAUUUUUUUUUUUUGUCUCCUGAAAUGUCUGUGCAUCCUGUUUUAUCAAAUAUUAUGCAUCUCUUUUUCAUUUUUCUGGUUGAUUAAGAGUAGUGCUCUGUGAUGGAGAAAGCAGAAGUUAUUAUGAGUGUAUUGUUGUGAUAUUUAAACUACCUUUGUUUACAUCCGUUGUGGAAGAAGAAACUGUGUUUUCAUUACAUACAUGUAUUUGUUUUUUCAUUAUAUAUAUGUCUACACAUUUGUACUAUUUUCUACAAAUUAAUAAAACAUUACUGUAAAGAA
Molecule: messenger RNA, 2221 nt
Organism: Sebastes umbrosus (honeycomb rockfish)
Lineage: Eukaryota; Metazoa; Chordata; Actinopteri; Perciformes; Sebastidae
Gene: hapln3
Product: hyaluronan and proteoglycan link protein 3
Exons: 6
Coding region: 541-1644 (367 amino acids)
Biological process (GO): cell adhesion
Molecular function (GO): hyaluronic acid binding
Source: RefSeq, a predicted model, not a curated record